Scomber scombrus (Atlantic mackerel) is the source of this 2662-nucleotide messenger RNA. Its product is annotated as fizzy-related protein homolog. Lineage: Eukaryota; Metazoa; Chordata; Actinopteri; Scombriformes; Scombridae. Gene Ontology annotation, molecular function: anaphase-promoting complex binding; ubiquitin ligase activator activity; protein binding. Gene Ontology annotation, cellular component: anaphase-promoting complex. Bases 150 to 1640 code for a protein of 496 amino acids. The record is from RefSeq and is a predicted model, not a curated record. The transcript has 14 exons. Gene Ontology annotation, biological process: positive regulation of ubiquitin protein ligase activity; anaphase-promoting complex-dependent catabolic process; positive regulation of anaphase-promoting complex-dependent catabolic process.
UCGGCAAAAGAAAACAUUUGUAUUUUUCUAUACCCUGUUUUUGAGCGUAAAACUGCAUAAAACAAAUAACAUUUCAUCUGGAGUUGAAACCACUAAGAAGCAGUUAUUAAUCGGCGCGAAAGGGGUAGAGUUUAUCGGAGCACGGCAUCAUGGAUCAGGACUAUGAGUGCAGGCUGCUCAGACAGAUAAACAUCCAAAAUGAGAAUGCCAGCCCAAUAAAAUCUUUAGGAGUGGCGCGAGCUCUGACACCCACCAGCUCCCCCCUGUCCUCCCCUAGCAAGCAUGGCGAUCGCUUCAUUCCCUCCCGGGCCGGAGCUAACUGGAGUGUCAACUUCCACCGCAUCAAUGAAAUUGAAAAGUCGCACAAUCAAAACAGGAAAACCAAAGAUGGAACAACAGACAGCAACAAAGCGGACGGCCUGGCUUACUCGGCUCUGCUGAAGAACGAGCUGCUGGGAGCGGGCAUUGAAAAAGUCCAGGACCCCCAGUCUGAAGACCGCCGCCUGCAGCCAUCUACUCCAGCCAAGAGAAGCCUUUUUAGUUAUUCUGUAAGUGCUAAGAGGGCUCUGCCUGAAGAGGAUGGAAACACCGUCUCUCCAUAUUCUCUAUCGCCUGUCAGUAGCAACAGCCAGAAACUGCUACGGUCGCCAAGGAAACCGACGCGCAAAAUUUCCAAAAUUCCUUUCAAAGUCCUGGACGCUCCAGAGCUCCAGGACGACUUCUACCUCAACUUAGUGGACUGGUCCUCUCUGAAUGUGCUCAGUGUUGGACUGGGUACCUGCGUAUACCUGUGGAGUGCCUGCACCAGCCAGGUGACCCGUCUAUGUGACCUUUCUGUAGAAGGAGAUUCUGUAACAUCAGUGGGCUGGUCAGAAAGGGGUAACCUGGUGGCGGUGGGGACUCAUAAAGGAUAUGUACAGAUUUGGGAUGCAGCAGCAGGGAAGAAACUCUCCGUACUAGAAGGACAUACAGCCAGAGUGGGUGCGUUGGCAUGGAAUGCAGACCAGCUGUCGUCUGGGAGCCGUGAUAGGGUGAUUCUGCAGCGGGACAUCAGAGCCCCACCUCUCCAGUCAGAGCGCCGACUGCAAGGACACAGACAGGAAGUGUGUGGUCUGAAGUGGAGCACAGACCACCAGUUGCUAGCGUCAGGUGGAAACGACAACAAGCUGCUUGUGUGGAACCACUCGAGUGUCCUCCCAGUGCAGCAGUACACAGAACACUUGGCCGCGGUGAAGGCCAUCGCAUGGUCCCCCCACCAGCACGGCCUGCUGGCCUCCGGAGGCGGCACCGCCGACCGAUGUAUCCGCUUUUGGAACACUCUGACCGGCCAGCCACUGCAGUGCACUGACACCGGCUCUCAGGUGUGCAACCUGGCCUGGUCCAAGCACACCAACGAACUGGUCAGCACACAUGGUUAUUCCCAGAACCAGAUCCUGGUGUGGAAGUAUCCCUCCCUCACUCAAGUAGCCAAACUUACAGGACAUUCCUACAGAGUACUUUACCUGGCCAUGUCCCCUGAUGGAGAGGCCAUUGUAACGGGAGCAGGAGAUGAAACACUUCGCUUCUGGAACGUCUUUAGCAAGAUGAGAUCAACUAAGGAGUCGGUGUCGGUGUUAAACCUCUUCACCAGAAUCCGGUAGUCAGCGCACCUCUGCACUACGAGGGAAUAAAGACUGGAAGGGGAAUUUAUCUUUGCAUGUGUCAAGUCUGCGCUGUAAACGGGCCCCUUCUUUUGAGUGUUCGCCUCAGUAGUUGACAAGAGGGCCAGCUCGAUUGGCCUUAGUUAAUUAGCAAAGUUGUAGCCGAAGGUGGGAGGAGCUGGGGACAUGUGCAGCCUGAGUGUCGAGAGCGGAGGUGAUACAUAGAGAAAGUAUUCUACUAACUCCUGAAUGACGGAGCCGCUGCCUCCUCCGACAGACCAGUGAUCUCUGAUGACGAGGAGAACUUUGGGGAGUUUCUCUCCCUGCGUGAUUAUGUUUUGUUUACAGACUGUGUGCAUACCUGCCAAAUAUUGAGUUUGUCAUUUUUGAUUGUCUAUUUAUUUUUCUUUCUUUAUUUUUCUUCCUCUCUUUUUCUUUUUCUCUCUCUCUCUCUCUUUUUUUUUUUUUUUUUUUUUUUUUUUUAAACAUAUUUUUAACAUAUUAUUACUAGUGUGUUUGUUUCGAAGGCUGGUAGGUUUUCUUUUAUGUGUGUAAUUGCAGUUUUUGGUCUGAUCUGUGGAAUACGUCUGGCUAUUUCCCUUUUAAGGGUUAAGGUUUCAGAAAACUUAAAAAGUAAAAUUUUAUUGAGCGGCAAUAAUGUCACAAGUUUAUGCUGUACAUACUGUAAUCCUAUGCCGAUGUGAGAAUUGUUAAUGGUUAAAAAGAACUGGACAAACAGGCCGGCUCUCUUUUUGUUGUUUUAAAGUUGAGCUUAAGUUCAUUUUAGUGUAAAGAUAUAAAGCAUUAUUGGUAAACAUUGUUUCAUAAUCUCUCAAAAAAAAAAAUACAACCAACAGCAUAUGGCACAUCUUAGAAAAUAACAUUUUAAUAUUAAAAUAUCAAUAAUUCUAAAUGUAAUUAACAUUUUCUUUUUGUGUGAAUUUGUGCAGAAGCGUUUCACUCAUCUUGUUUACCCAAAUUCUUAAUAGGAAAAUCAGGCGAAGGGAGAAUUUAAACAAAAA